Messenger RNA from Betta splendens (Siamese fighting fish), 1695 nucleotides. It is a transcript of the gene emp3a, whose product is annotated as epithelial membrane protein 3a. NCBI's taxonomy places the organism in Eukaryota, Metazoa, Chordata, Actinopteri, Anabantiformes, Osphronemidae. The record is from RefSeq and is a predicted model, not a curated record. Gene Ontology annotation, cellular component: plasma membrane. The coding region runs from base 514 to 1011 and encodes 165 amino acids. The transcript has 6 exons.
CCAGCUCGGAUGUUAAGAUCCGGAAUAAAUUCUGAACAUUUUUAAUGGACAUCUCCCCUCUUUGUGCUUGAAGUACAGCUUUCCAGAAAGCACACGGAGCUUUUGGUCCAGAGGAAUGUUAUUUUUGGUGCUGAGCUGAUCCAGACUAGAGAUUGGAGGGGGAGGGCAGGGAAAGUUAGAGGAACCCAUUUGGAGGAAAUAGCUGUUUAGAACUCCUCCUAAGUCUAACUUCACAUUCCUCCUCUCAGCCACUCUGUGCCAGUUCUGGAGCUACGAAAUCUGCGAGGAACGGACGAGCGCAUACAGCAAAUCCAGGUCUUGCGCAAGGGAUGUCAAAGUGUUGCGUAAAGGAAAAGUAACGGAACACGAUCAGAGCUGGGUGGAAAAAACAGAUUUGCAGGGAAGUCUUUCUACUCCUCCGGGCUGCAUGUGCUGUUUGACGAAGGUUACACGGUGCGGGUGUGUUGAUCUGUUCCACAAGACUUAGCGCUCCUGCAGCAUCUCCAAGCGACCAUGGCUUGCCUCCUCGUAUCCGUGACUGUGCUGCACCUGGUUGCCCUGGCAACGCUCCUCAUCGCCACGCUGGAGAAGUCCUGGUGGGUUUGGGAUGAUUUGGAAGUCUCGGACCUGUGGUAUAACUGCUUCCAUGACAACGCCUCAGACACUUGGUUAUGUUCCAGCGCCUACGAAAGUGACUGGCUCCAGUCCGUUCAGGCCCUCAUGAUCCUCUCUGUAGUCUUCUCCUCAAUCUCCUUCCUGGUUUUUGUGGGGCAGCUCUUCACCUUGUCUCAGGGAGGACUCUUCUACUGCACAGGCCUCUGCCAGGCCUUUGCCGGCUUCACAGACUUCGCGGCCUGCCUCAUCUUCACCUUCCACAGAAAGGAGAUCCUGAGUGACUCCAAAGAUCUGAGCAAAGGGCGCUUUGGCUACUGCUUCAUUCUGGCCUGGCUGUGUGUCCCUCUGCUCCUCGUCAGCUCAGUCCUAUAUGUCCACCUGCGAAAGAAGCCGUGAUGCAACAAACAGAGACCUGAAACCUAAAAUAGAGACAGUGCAACCACGUUACACACACACACACACACACACACACACACACACACACACACACACACACACACACACACACACACACACACACACACACACACACACACACACACACACACACGCCUCAUUGACAUUCAUUCCCUUCACAACCGUCACAACUAAAGGUCCAAAUGUCUCCCUUUCUCCAAUUCCAAUGACACCCUAUCUCUAACCUAAGCCCUAAAAGCAUAUCUUAAACUUCAAAUGGCCCUUUAAAGUUGAAAUGAACUCUUUAAAUGACGAAGCUCCGCUCCCUGCUGUGUUUAGGAGCCUGUCUCGUUCUAGGGGAUUGUGAGUGAACGCUGACAUUCAAGAGCAGGACUAAAAAUUGAACGCAUUUAAAGACAACACGUUAUAUUUGUGACAAUAGAAGCGCUGAAAAAAAUAAGCUGUUGCUCAUUUUAUAUCCAUUGUUAUCAUGAUGUCCGUUUUUUUAAUUUUAUCAAAUUACACUCUUCAAAUUUAAUAACAGCCUCUAUGAGUUUAAAAAGCCUGUUGUGUUUUCAAUUAUGUGAUUUAUUGUCUGAUACAGUGCAAAUGCAAUCACAGCUCAGUGGCUGAGUGCAGGUGAAGGUGUGUCAUCCCUGUGAUUAAAUCACUCAUUAUAUUGUG